AUGUUCUAUGUACGUGUAAUUAUUGGUUCGAUAGUUCUCCUUAGCUGUGUUGCCGUAACACUAUUCUUAGUUCCGUGGGUCAUCUACUCUUCCGAAUGGCGACUUGAACAGACUACCAUGCAGGAUCGUUUUCUCGACGAGCUUAAGUGGGAACAAAGCCGUUCGACCCUCUCUAAUCAAGUCACCAAGGCAGCGAAGGAGCAGAAACUACCGAAAACUGAAAUUGAAGAUAUAAUCGUCAGAUACUUGGACAAUUACCUCCAAAACGCAGUGCGGCAUUCUUCGUCACGACCUGAAACGACUUACUGGACAUACCCAUCAAGCAUCUGGUUUGUCGUCUGCCAAAUCAUGUCCGUUCAGCCGUUAAGAAACUUAGAGAUUUUCUCAGUUGUCACCCAUCUCCUUUCCUUGUACUAUAAACUGCUCGGACCAAGUGUUGCAGUACUGAUUAUCGCAUCAAUGGCAGCUACAAUCACUUGGAUCUUUACUGUGAUGCUCCCAUGCGUUUUGCAAAUGCCAAAAGACUUGGCACAGUGCCUCACCUCGGCUUACCAAAAAAGACUCAUGACACGUGACUUGAUUGUUAUGACUUUAUCACUCUGCUAUUUUGUGGGAGUUACGAUUCUUUGCGCAUCGCUCUACUCCUCGCAUAGUGGCACCGAUACUAGGACGACACUAGGAGAUUUACUAGCCAUGAUGUCGUUGACCACAUUGUCGGGAAAAGAGGUAUAUGGCCACGGAACAAAGAACUCCAUAAUGGAAGCACUUUAUUGGAGCAGUCUCCUCUUCCUCACCAACUCUGCUCUCGCUGCCGCAUUUGCGUCAAUUAUCCGCGCUUACUGUACUUGGCUGAACAGCGACGAGGUGAUUGCGACACCCGAGGAAUUACUAGCAAGCUUGGAAAAGGAGAAGAGGGAACGUAGAAAUCAACUGAUCUAUCAUGACAAAUCUGAGUGA
This is a messenger RNA of Cylicocyclus nassatus, 957 nucleotides long. NCBI's taxonomy places the organism in Eukaryota, Metazoa, Nematoda, Chromadorea, Rhabditida, Strongylidae. The record is from the annotation of a GenBank genome assembly.